CUGCUGGCUGGGGAGGGGGGCCACUCUGAACCAUCCUGUCGCAAGCGGGUUGUGGGUCCCUCGCUGAAUCCUCAUCUCUGGUGGGCUGGCGUGUUGCAGCCCCGCGUCUUGUGGCGGGAGGGCUGGCAGAGACCCCGGAAAGGUUUCUGCAAUACUGUACAGGAUGUCUUGAUUGUGUGUAUAUAUAUAUAUACUGUAGAGUAAUUUGAUGUGUUAGGAUUGUCACUAAUAAUAUUGCACUUUAUUAAUAUGUUUUGUGAAUCACUUUGAAGAACAAUAUAAGAUAGUAAAUAGUGGCAGGUACAAUGCGUGUUUUUUCCUUUCACGAUUGGUCGUUGUACCAUUUCUCAUGGCGUGUGCUUUCCAGAGUGGGUCAGCGGGGGGGGGGGGGGCUGCUCCAAACCCCCGGGGUGGAUGUGCCAGAGAGAUUCCUGCAGCCCCCCCCCCCCCCGCAUGUCCCUUCUCAGGCUUCAGCGGCUGCACGAAGACAGGCAGACCAUGUUCUUCCGCGACCCCUCCCCUUGGCGUGGGAGCGACUUCACUGCCCACCCGCUGGUACUGAGCUACGCCGACCGUACAGGGCUGAUGGGCAUCGACCGCAGGAUGCCUUCUGGUCACCCUGUGGAGUUCUUCAAGGUGGGGAGCGAAGCAGAGUGCCAGCGCGGGGAGCGGCUGGUUCAGGCCAGACACCUGGGCCAAGCGGAGCCCUUCCAUCACCUCAUCGCCACGCAGUUCUCCGUUUAUGUGCUGGACGAACGAGUCCCGCUGGUGCCCGUUCUCCGCUGGCGGCACAUGAUGCGCAGGCCUCCGCUGUUCAGCCACCUCACGCCCGGCGGGGGGCCGCAGCGCACCCACAAGCUCCUCCUGGGCACCCACCACAGUCAGGAGCUGCUGCUGGUGCAGUACGCAGGUGGCAGCAGCGCCCCGUGCCAGCUAUGGGGCCCUCCCCAGAAGCUCUCCUCCCUCAGCGACUGCCUCCCCCUCUUCCCCCUUCAGGUGCCCUCUGUCCUCAGUGCCCUCGAGCAGCGCCUGACCCAGCCCACCACUGGCAUCACAGCCGCCGUGGGCCGGCAGGGCCAGAGGGAAUCCCUGCUCAUCUUCCAGCUAUCCCAGGCCGGGGACCUCUUCUACCAGCCCCUUGAGCACCAGGAGGCAGCCGAGGAUGCCCCGCUGGAGCCAGAGACAACCCUGGGCCCUCUGCAGGAUGCUCCAGCCGCCACCCUCGGCCCUGCUGCGGCUGCCAGCUACCGUCGUUGGCUCAAGGGCUCUUGGCACAGUGGGCAGUGGGCACCGGUCAUGCCUCAGCCCCUGUGCGCCACUAGCAGGCGCCGUGCCUUCCGCCGUCUCUUCAGCCAGCGGAAGCUGCAGGAGGCGCCUGCGACCGUCGCUGCCUUUCAGGGCGUCCGCCAGCGCCUGCACGAGGCCAUGCGGGACCAACGGCUCCUGUGCCCCUGGGCGCCCAGACAAGCCUCGCCUGCUCCCUUGCCCCCGAAGCCGGUGGGCCGCCGGUCCGAACUGCAGGAGCGGCUGCUGGCCUCCUGGGCCGGGGGCUGGGCUGGCUGGUGGGAGGGCAAGCUGGGCCUGACAGAGGCGCAGAAGAAGCGGGCCCUCCGGGAGCAGCGGCGCCGGCUGAAGAGGGCACGAGGCCCCCCGAGCCUGGCCUCCAGCUUCACCUCCUCCCUCAGCGACUUCUCCCAGGGCUCGAGCGCCGGCACCAGCGGCAUCUGGGCAGCACCCCCUGCUGCCUCCCAAGAGGACUCUCUGCCAGGCUCCCAGGACUCGGGGUUGCUGCUGUCCAGCCAGACCCUGGCCAAACGGGGCAUCCCCCAAGAGCGCCGCCGCACCCUGCGCCAUUUCCUGGCUGUCCUGGAGCAGCCGCCAGAGCCCCCCGAGGACCUCUGCCAGGCACGGUCGGCCAGCCAACGCUCACUGCCCCCUUCGCAGGGCUCACAGGCCAGCCUGCGCUCACAGCCCCCUCGCAAGCGGCCCCUCAUGGGCUUCUGACGGGGCAAAGGGACAGGGGCCCCAUCAAUAAAGGACAAGUUGCUAUUA
Sphaerodactylus townsendi is the source of this 2052-nucleotide messenger RNA. RefSeq names its product TATA-box binding protein associated factor, RNA polymerase I subunit C (gene TAF1C). Lineage: Eukaryota; Metazoa; Chordata; Lepidosauria; Squamata; Sphaerodactylidae. The record is from RefSeq and is a predicted model, not a curated record. Gene Ontology annotation, cellular component: fibrillar center. Gene Ontology annotation, biological process: transcription by RNA polymerase I. Gene Ontology annotation, molecular function: RNA polymerase I core promoter sequence-specific DNA binding. The transcript is spliced from 5 exons. Bases 415 to 2004 code for a protein of 529 amino acids.